UAGUACUUGGCCCAAGACACGAGUGGAUAGAGGAGUGAUCAAGCUGGGAAGAGUCAACACUCAACAGUCCACUCAGGACUCAGAAAUGGCUUCCAUUCCAUUAUGUACCACUGCUGCUUCCCACUCAUGCCUCACCUCCAACUCCUUCAGUUCUCCAUCUUGUUUUGUCAAACUCAAUGCCCAGUUUCUGGGUACCCGAAACAGGCAGGGUAGGGUCAGACCCUUUGGUCUUGGACCCUCCAAGUGCUGGUUCAAAUUCGUUAUAGAUGCAAAGGUUGCUGGAAUCUACGCAAGCCAAUCCGGUGGUGAGUUUGAUAAAGAUAAUGUAGAGCAGAUGGGAGUGGAGAAGCAAGUUCUGAAGGCUGGAACCGGUCCCAAACCGGUAGCAGGUCAGAAUGUGACCGUUCAUUGCACCGGUUAUGGAAAAGAUGGUGAUCUGAAACAGAAGUUUUGGAGCACUAAGGACCCCGGGCAGCAGCCUUUCACCUUCAAAAUUGGGCAAGGGAAUGUUAUAAAAGGGUGGGAUGAAGGAGUCCUUGGAAUGCAAGUUGGAGAAGUUGCUCGUCUGCGGUGCUCUCCAGAUUAUGCUUAUGGAGCUAGUGGAUUUCCUGCUUGGGGGAUACAACCUAAUUCAGUUUUGGAUUUUGAGAUUGAAGUACUACGAUUGGAGUGACAUCAGGGCAGGGAGUUGGAAUAUCUGCAAAUCCAUAUGCAUAACAUAAUAAGUGGCAUAUUGUUACUAAGGAGGUGAAGGACUAAUAAGUAGAAGCAAGAACAGGUAGGAAGCGAGGGUGGCAAAAGAGCAUCUGCUCAUGUCAUGACCUCAAUUUUGACGUGUUACUGACCGUACUCUUGAAUUCCACUUCUGCGGGCAUGGACAGUGAAGGCAGACACUUUUGAAAUGAUAUUUAGGAAGGCUCAAAGAUGUAAUAAACUUUUGCUUUUCUAAUUUGCCUCGUUUAUUGGCAAUGAUCUCGCAUUGUUUGAGGAGCUCUAGAAAUUUCGUAAUGAGGAUAUGCUACUUAAAGAUUUGCAAU
Molecule: messenger RNA, 1037 nt
Organism: Rosa rugosa (rugosa rose)
Lineage: Eukaryota; Viridiplantae; Streptophyta; Magnoliopsida; Rosales; Rosaceae
Product: peptidyl-prolyl cis-trans isomerase FKBP12
Exons: 3
Coding region: 86-673 (195 amino acids)
Molecular function (GO): peptidyl-prolyl cis-trans isomerase activity
Source: RefSeq, a predicted model, not a curated record